Molecule: messenger RNA, 369 nt
Organism: Melanotaenia boesemani (Boeseman's rainbowfish)
Lineage: Eukaryota; Metazoa; Chordata; Actinopteri; Atheriniformes; Melanotaeniidae
Gene: atp5mj
Product: ATP synthase membrane subunit j
Exons: 4
Coding region: 107-265 (52 amino acids)
Cellular component (GO): mitochondrion
Source: RefSeq, a predicted model, not a curated record
AGUACUACAUUGUUUGACAGUAGAAGAAGCCUCCCUCCCCUACGACUUUGACGUUUAGCAGCAGCGGCUGUCUUGACCUUCCAACUGCAGCGUGACAAACUGAAAUAUGGCUGGGCGCAUGUUUGCAAAUUGGUGGGCCGUGAUGAGCCCUUACUACACUAAGGCAUACCAAGAGAUGUGGCCUGGAGUUGUCAUUAUGGCAUGCCUGUACUACAAACUUUCCUAUGGGGGCAAGAAGGCUGUUAAAGACAAGCCUCAACACUGAGUUUCCCACCACCCUGACACCUGCUGCCCAUGUCCUCAGUCCGGAAGUCCAGCUUCUUAGUUGCAUUUUUGUUAAUAUGGUUCAAAUAAAAUUAUUAUCCUUAA